AUGCACAGCGGGACAGCCUCCAGGUGUGUAGACCAUGCCUGCAGUCCUCCCAUGGGCAACCUGGCCAGUGGCAGGACCCUCACCACCCUCUCAGGCUGCUGUGGGAAUGGGUCCCACCACUCCCCAUGCCCCACUCCCCUCCACCCCUGUCCAGUUGACCUUCACCCGCCUGCCAACAUGGUGGAUGAUCCCUUCCAGCACCCAGACACCUGGUGGGGCUCGGGCGUGGGCACUGACCAAGCGGAGGAGGUCCGUCUGGACCUGGAGACCCGUUUCUGUCUGACCCACGUGGUGCUGCUGUUCCACUCACCCAGGCCCGCUGCCAUGGCCAUGGAGCGCUCGCAGGACUUCGGCCGGACGUGGGAAACACUCAAGCUGUUUGCACAGAACUGCAGUCUGGCGUUUGGUCUUCCUGAUGACACCAGUCAGCAUGGCUCGCGGUGUACGUCCCGGUACUCCAGUGCCAAGCCGUGCAGCAGGGGAGAGGUGAUAUUUCGGACUCUGGGUCCUGGUGGAUUAGUUGACCCCUACAGUCCAGAGGGCCUUUCCCAGCUGACCCUCACCAACCUCCGCCUCAGACUUCUCAAGGCUCAGACCUGCCCAUUAUCUGUGGCGCCUUCCACCACUUCUUCCUCCAUCAGACUCUUCAAACCUCCAGCGGACCUGAAUCUCCCCCUCCUCCCUUCCCCCCAGCCCAGCUCAGAGGCCCCUGCCUCAGCUCCAUUUGCCAUUUACACUCUCCUGGCUCGGGGGACCUGUCUCUGUCAUGGCCAUGCAGAACACUGCUUACCCCACAGAGGUGGACAGGACACACUGAAGGACAUGGUGAGUGUGGCUGGCAGGUGUGUGUGCACUCACCACACAGCAGGAGAACACUGUGAAAGGUGUGGCCCACUCUACAAUGACCAGUCCUGGAAGCCAGCCAAUGGCAGCAAUGGGGAGCCACACCCGUGCCAUAAGUGUGAGUGUCAUGGCCAUGCAGAGAGCUGUCAUUUCUCCAAGAGGGCGUGGCUGUCCUUGGGGGGCACCAGUGGGGGUGUCUGUGACGACUGCCAACACAAUACAGCUGGGCGCAGGUGCCAGCGCUGUCGCCACGGUUACCACCGCCAACCAGCCAUGCCUCUCAACUCCCCCCACGUCUGCACACGUUGUUGGUGUGACCCACUGGGCUCAUUACCAGCCAUCUCUGGGGAGGAGGGUCGAUGGUGCCACCCCAGGAGUGGACAGUGCCAUUGCAGACCUGGUGUGGGGGGAACAGGCUGCAACCACUGCCUCCCUGGAUACUGGGGCUUUGGGGGAGAGGGGUGCAAACCCUGUGCUUGUCCCCAAAACUGUGACCCCCACACUGGGCUCUGCCUGGACAGCUAUGCAAAUAACCAGGUUUUAAAUAUACCUAUGGGAGGCAAGAUUCUUGCCAUGGACCAUGCCUUGACCAAUGAGGGUGAGCCAGUGUGGUCAAAGCAACUGGCAGUCUCUGCCCUGCACUACACAGGGAAAUGCAGUUGUAAGGAGAGAAAGUUGAGGAGUGUCUCAGAUCUCUGCAAGACCAAAUAUGCCUAUGUGAUCAAAGCCAGUGUGUUGUCAGCUUAUGACAAGGGGAGCCACGCAGAGGUACAGGUCAAAGUUCGCAAGGUCCUGCGUUCAGGACAGGUCCCUCUCUCCCAGGGCACCCACAGUAUCUACCCCCUCUCCUGGACUAGCCGGGGGUGCACCUGCCCCAUUCUUAAUCCAGGUGUGGAGUACCUGCUGGCGGGUCCAGAGGAGGUAGAGACAGAGCGGCUGCUGGUCACCAUGCAGAGUGUGGUGGUUCCUUGGACCCCUCAACUGGGGACCCACAUAUCGGAGGGCCUAAGGCAGGGCUGCCCAUAA
Salvelinus namaycush (lake trout) is the source of this 1869-nucleotide messenger RNA. RefSeq names its product netrin-4-like. Gene Ontology annotation, cellular component: laminin trimer. Gene Ontology annotation, molecular function: protein binding. The transcript is spliced from 10 exons. Gene Ontology annotation, biological process: cell migration; basement membrane assembly; substrate adhesion-dependent cell spreading. The coding region runs from base 1 to 1869 and encodes 622 amino acids. NCBI's taxonomy places the organism in Eukaryota, Metazoa, Chordata, Actinopteri, Salmoniformes, Salmonidae. The record is from RefSeq and is a predicted model, not a curated record.